Messenger RNA from Diplodia corticola, 1140 nucleotides. RefSeq names its product glycoside hydrolase family 43 protein. The record is from RefSeq and is a predicted model, not a curated record. The coding region runs from base 1 to 1140 and encodes 379 amino acids. Gene Ontology annotation, molecular function: hydrolase activity, hydrolyzing O-glycosyl compounds. Gene Ontology annotation, biological process: carbohydrate metabolic process. The transcript has 2 exons. Lineage: Eukaryota; Fungi; Ascomycota; Dothideomycetes; Botryosphaeriales; Botryosphaeriaceae.
AUGGUCGUUUUCCUCCUUCUCGUGCCGCUCCUUGCGAGCUACGUUGCUGCCCAGUACAAGGGCGCGUUCGACGGGUCCGCGUCGUUGCUCCGUGCUCGCCAGGCAACAAACACCAGUACCUUCACCAACCCCGUUCUGGAUGCAGUUGGCGCCGACCCAUGGGCAUUCCGCUAUGGAGAUUACUACUACAUGACGUACACCACCUCCACGAACAUCACCCUCCUGCGCAGCCCCAUCUUGACCGACUGGAACGACGCCGAGAGCAAGCUGUUGUUCCAGCCGCCCCAGGGCACCAACUACUCGACCGAUCUUUGGGCCCCUGAAGUGCAUCAGCUGGACGGCAAUUGGUACGUCAUUUUUACCGCCGACCCCAAUUACGACAGUCCGGCCCCAGAGGUCGACAUGCUCUGUGACAUCAACUGCCCGGCCGUCAAUCACAGGAUGUAUGUCUUGGAAGGGCUCGGGGACGAUCCGUGGGAGGCCACCUUUACCUACAAGGCCCAGCUUGAUACCUUCAAUCAGUUUGCAAUCGAUGGCACGUACUUCCAGCACAGCACCGGCCUUUACCACAUUUACUCCUGCUGGUACCGCCAAUACGACGCAUGGCCUGCCAACCUGUGCAUCACCAAGCUCGAGAACCCGUGGACCGUGGCAUCCAACUUCUCGGAGCGCCAGAUCAUCAGCGUGCCCAGCAACCCGUGGGAGAAGACGCCCUACGGCCGGCCUUUCAAUGACCGGCUGAGCACCAACGAGGGCCCGCAGCAGUUGACCAACCCGGUGACCAACAGGACCUUCGUUAUAUACUCGGGCGGCCGCUCCGACAACCGCAACUACUGCCUCGGCCAGCUGGAGCUCGUGGGCGACGAUCCGAUGAACCCGGGGGACUGGCGCAAGAACAACGAGGGCUGUGUCUUCUACCAGGACGCGCUGGCCCAGGCCUAUGGUGUCGGCCACGCCAGCUUCGUCAAGAGCCCGGACGGCUCCGAGGACUGGAUCGUCUACCACGGCAUGCGCAACCCCGUCACCGGCUGGGCCGCGCGCACCAUCCGCGCCCAGAAGUUCGAGUGGAACGAGGACGGCACCCCUGCCUUCCCGCGCCCAGGCUACGGCCCGUAUCCCGUGCCGGCGGGGCAGUCUUGA